[Torrubiella] hemipterigena is the source of this 3087-nucleotide messenger RNA. The record is from the annotation of a GenBank genome assembly. NCBI's taxonomy places the organism in Eukaryota, Fungi, Ascomycota, Sordariomycetes, Hypocreales, Clavicipitaceae.
AUGGCCGACAGCACCUCCAUGCAGGUCGACUCUGGCGCUGGUGCGCCAGCUAACACAGAGAUUGAUGAGUCCCUUUACAGUCGUCAACUUUAUGUUCUUGGCCAUGAUGCUAUGAAGCGCAUGGGAGCCUCCAAUGUCCUUGUUGUUGGCCUCAGAGGUCUCGGUGUUGAGAUCGCCAAGAACAUCGCUUUGGCUGGUGUCAAGAGCUUGACUGUUCAUGACCCUGCUCCCGCCCAGAUUGGCGAUCUAUCUUCACAGUUCUUCUUGACAGCCGAUGAUGUUGGCAAGCCCCGAGACGAGGUUACCGCGCCCCGUAUCGCUGAGCUUAACGCAUACACUCCUGUCAAGAUUCAUUCCUCCGCUAGCUUGGAGGAUAACCUUUCUCAAUUCGACAACUACCAAGUUGUUGUUCUUACCGAUGCCCCGAUUCAAACACAAAAGUUAAUUGCUGAUUACUGCCAUUCCAAGGGCAUCUAUGUCGUGGUUUCCGACACCUUUGGUCUCUUCGGCUCUGUUUUCUGUGACUUUGGAGAGAAGUUCUCUGUUAUCGACCCUACCGGAGAGUCUCCAUUGAGCGGUAUCGUUGCCGGAAUCGAUGAAGAAGGCCUCGUUUCCGCCCUUGACGAGACUCGCCACGGCCUGGAAGAUGGUGAUUACGUUACCUUCUCUGAAGUUGAGGGUAUGGAUGCUCUGAACAAUGCUGAGCCCCGCAAGAUCACAGUCAAGGGACCGUACACCUUCUCCAUUGGCGAUGUCACGGGCUUGGGUCAGUACCAGCGCGGCGGAAUGUACCAGCAAGUCAAGAUGCCCAAGAUUAUCGAUUUCAAGAGCUUCACAGCCUCACUCCAGAGCCCAGAAUUCGUCAUGUCCGAUUUCGCCAAAUUUGAUCGUCCUCAGCAACUGCAUCUCGGUUUCCAGGCAGUCCAGGCUUUCCGCGUCUCCAAGGGUAGACUCCCGCAGCCCAUGAAUGAUGACGAUGCCACUGUUGUUGUUGAGGCGGCCAAGAAGUUUGCUGAGGCUGAGAAGUUGGAAAUUGAAAUUGACGAGAAGCUCUUGCGUGAGCUCAGUUACCAGGCUGCAGGUGAUCUCAGCCCCAUGGCGGCUUUCUUUGGCGGCAUUGUUGCCCAGGAAGUACUGAAGGCUGUCUCCGGUAAAUUUAACCCUGUUCAGCAAUGGAUGUACUUCGAUUCGCUUGAGUCGCUCCCAACUGCUACCAAGCGUAGUGUAGAGUUAUGCAAGCCCAUCGGCAGCCGAUACGAUGGUCAGAUUGCAGUCUUCGGAACAGAGUACCAGGAGAAGAUUGCCAACCUUACCCAAUUCCUCGUCGGUGCUGGUGCUAUUGGUUGUGAGAUGUUGAAGAACUGGGCUAUGAUGGGACUGGGAAGCGGCCCCAAGGGUAAGAUCUUUGUCACUGACAUGGAUUCCAUUGAGAAGAGCAACUUGAAUCGUCAGUUCCUCUUCCGUGCUGCAGACGUUGGUAACAUGAAGAGUGACUGUGCUGCCAAGGCUGUACAGCGCAUGAACCCUGACCUCGAAGGUCACAUUGUGACCAUGAAGGACAGAGUCAGUGCGGAUACGGAAAAUAUUUUCAACGAAGAUUUCUGGAACUCCCUGGAUGGUGUCACCAAUGCUCUAGACAAUGUUGAGGCUCGAACCUACGUUGACCGCCGCUGUGUCUUCUUCCGCAAGCCGCUUCUUGAGAGUGGCACACUGGGAACAAAGGGCAACACCCAGGUUGUCCUGCCUCACUUGACAGAAUCAUACUCUUCAUCUCAGGACCCCCCUGAGAAGGAGUUCCCCAUGUGCACGAUUCGCAGCUUUCCCAAUCGCAUUGAACACACCAUUGCUUGGGCUAAGGAAUAUAUGUUUGAGCGAAAUUUUGUCAAGGCACCACAAACUGUCAACCUUUACCUCACUCAGCCCAACUACAUCCAGACCACUCUGAAGCAGGGCGGUAACCAGAGAGAAACUCUUGAGAUGUUGAAGAGCUCUCUGACCACCGAACGCCCGCGAACCUUUGAAGACUGCAUUGCUUGGGCCCGUCUGCAAUUUGAGACUGAAUUCACAAACAAGGUUCAACAGCUGCUUUAUAACUUCCCCAAGGAUUCGCUCACAUCAAGCGGUACCCCGUUUUGGUCUGGACCUAAGCGAGCCCCGGAGCCGCUCAAGUUCGACCCUAGCAACCCUACUCACUUUGGCUUCAUUGUUGCAGGUGCUAACCUCCAUGCAUUCAACUACAACAUCAAGUCGCCUGGCAAUGACCCCCAGAUUUAUCUUGCUGAGCUUGAGAACGUCAUUGUGCCCGACUUUGCACCUGAUGCCAAUGUCAAGAUUCAGGCUGACGAUAAGGAGCCUGACCCCAACGCAAACAAUGACGCAGACGACGGAGACGAAAUGGAGCAGACUAUUGCAGCUAUACCCGACGCUACAUCAUUGGCUGGCUUCCAGGUUACUCCUGUUGACUUUGAAAAGGACGACGACAGCAACCACCAUAUUGAUUUCAUCACCACAUGCAGCAAUCUUCGUGCUGAGAACUACAAGAUUGAGCCUGCAGAUCGCCAUAAGACCAAGUUCAUCGCUGGCAAGAUUAUUCCUGCUAUUGCUACCACAACCGCUCUGGUCACUGGUCUUGUCGUUAUGGAGCUGUACAAGGUCAUCGAUGGCAAGGACGAUAUUGAGCAGUACAAGAACGGUUUCAUCAACCUGGCACUCCCUUUCUUCGGCUUCAGUGAACCCAUUGCUAGCCCCAAGGUAGAGUACAAGGGCCCAGAUGGAAAAGUCACCUUGGAUAAGAUUUGGGAUCGCUUUGAGGUGGAAGACAUCACCCUCAAGGAGCUUUUGGACUUCUUUAAGGCCAAGGGUUUGAGCGUCAGCAUGCUCAGCUCGGGCGUCAGCCUGCUGUAUGCCAGCUUCUUCCCCGCUGCUAAGCUGAAGGAGCGCUACGACCUAAAGCUCAGCAAGCUAGUAGAAACCAUCUCGAAGAAGCCUAUUCCUUCACAUCAAAAGGAGGUAAUCUUUGAGAUUGUUGCUGAUGAUAUGGAUGAUGAGGACGUCGAGGUUCCUUAUAUCAAGGUUAAGGUCAACUAG